AUGGAACCGUCAAGUGCAACUAAGGGUUUCUUCCAGAAGCUGCCGACUCUGGGAAAUCAGUUCCUCGAAGAUGACACUGUUCAAAGGGUCUUGAAACUGUUCGUACCGCAGGACAUUCUCAGCAAGGAAGCAACGGAGAUCGAGCAGCUCUGUGAGGAUGCGCUCGACCCGGUGGUUUUAGACUGGGUUUCCGACGCGGAGAGAAAUCAACCAUACGUCAGCGGUGGCGGCAAGAAUGCCUUUGGCCAGCCCAAUAGUUCCAAACUUGUUCUGUCCGAGGGCUGGAGGCAGCUUCAAAACCUCGGUUUCGAAAAAGGGCUCUCUGCUCAAGGGUACGAACCGGGGCUAGAACAGUAUACUCGCAUCGUUCAAUAUAUGCGACUGGUGCUCUGGGAAGGGUCAAGCGCGAAUACAUACUGUCCGCAGGCGAUGCAGGACGGCGCCAGCCGGCUUCUGCAGCGGCAGUUAUCCAAAGAUGGACUCAACCCUACCGAUCGCAAGGUAUUCCAAAACGCAUUCGACCAUCUCGUCUCGCGUGAUCCCAAAAACGCAUGGACGAGCGGACAAUGGAUGACAGAGCGUCCUGGCGGAAGCGAUGUUUCGCAAUCCGAGACGGUCGCCACCUACGCUCCUCUGUCCCCGGACUCGCCUCUGUGCGACCCUGCGGAAGGCAUCCCUCUGGGGCCUUGGAGCAUCUCAGGCUUCAAGUGGUUUUCUAGUGCCACCGACAGCAAUAUGGCGAUCUUGCUGGCCAAGACACCCCGAGGACUCAGCGCUUUCUACGCUCCGAUGCGGCGGCACAACCCAUCAUUGGUCACGUCUGCCACUGGCAAGAGUGGAGGCGGCUGGGAGCUCAACGGCGUCAGCAUCUCGCGCCUCAAGAACAAGAUGGGCACCAAGUCGCUGCCCACGGCCGAGCUCGAGCUCGACGGCAUGCGCGGGUGGCUCAUCGGCGAAGAGGGCACGGGAAUCCGGGAGAUCUCGACCAUCCUCACCAUCACUCGCGUCCGCACCUCGGUCGGCGGUCUCGGGUAUCUCAGCCGGAGCCUGGCUGUUGCGAGGGCUUUUGCCAAGGUGCGCGAGGUCGGCGCGGGCAGGGGCGCACGUAUCAAGCUCAGCGACAACCCGUUACACAUGAAGACGCUGAGCGACGUGACGGUCGAGUACCAUGGCCUGAUGCUGUUCGCGUUCUACAGCGCGUACGUCAUGGGCAUGGAAGAGCACCCGUCAUCGAAGAUGCCGCCACCUUCUUCGGCGAUUGCGCGGAUCACGCCGUCUCGGGAAUUGGUGAGCCCCCUGUUGCGGGUCCUCACCCCUAUCUUGAAGGCCUACUGCUCGAAACAGUGCAUUACGCAGAUCUAUACGUGCAUGGAGAGCCUGGGCGGGGUCGGGUACCUCGAGAACUCGGAGACCGAAUACCUGAACAUCGCGCGGCUGUUCCGAGAUGCCUGUGUGCUCAGUAUAUGGGAGGGCACGACGGAUGUGCUGAGUACCGAUCUGAUUAGGGCGUUGAAACAUCCGCGGGAGGGCCCUGCGAGUAUGAAGGCGCUAGACCAGCUGAUAUGCGCGGCAGUACAGGGACGAAACGAGAAGAUUAUCAAAGCCUGGGAGGCAGUCAAACACGAAGUUGAAAGAACAUCGCAGGCCGAUUUACUUAAUCGAGCAAGAGAGAUACUGUGGAGAAUCUCUGAAGUGCUGAUCGGAGGACUCCAUGAGGUUGACUCUUGUACUGGUGAUGAUCCACGGAGUCGGGAGAUAUGCCACAGGUAUAUUUUGAAGAAAGACCUCAGUGGCCACCCUGUUGUCGAGAGAAAUUCGAAGGACGAACUGGCAGCAUGUCAGGCCAUUGUCUUCGGGGGCAGAGGAAAGACAACAGAGUGGGCUUCCAAGCUUUGA
This is a messenger RNA of Neoarthrinium moseri, 1896 nucleotides long. RefSeq lists its product as uncharacterized. The record is from RefSeq and is a predicted model, not a curated record. Gene Ontology annotation, molecular function: oxidoreductase activity, acting on the CH-CH group of donors. Bases 1 to 1896 code for a protein of 631 amino acids. The transcript has 3 exons. Lineage: Eukaryota; Fungi; Ascomycota; Sordariomycetes; Amphisphaeriales; Apiosporaceae.